CUGAACUAUGCAAACUCAUAAGGAGGGCCUAACAUUGUUGUACGAUUCCAGAGGAAGUGCCUGUCGUGUCAACGUGACCCCUUUUCAACCCUUUGGAGGUAAAACCACUACGGAUUUAAGAUGUCGGACUCUUCAUUGAAAUGCCUUUUGUGUACACUUUCGUUCAUCUUAGCGUUUGAACUCUUGGGAGUAAGAACAGGUAUGUAUGCAGGCCUAACAAACAGUCAAGCUACACUUUCGCAAUUAAGAUGGAGUUGUUGUCUAAUGCGUUGUAUUGUUUUAUCACAGACGCUGCAUCUGGGGAAGGACCUCUUCUUCCUGACGGACAGGAUCUAUAUUACAAAACAGUUCAAAUAUCACCUAUUCUAUCAGUUCCUCAAAGCAUAGUUCAUUCACCUCUCCUCAAGGUCUCACACAAGGACCAUGGCGCUAUCCUCCGGCAGAAGCGCAACGUGCUUUUCCCCAGCGGGGUCAAACUUUGUGCUGAAGAGAGCGUGCAACAAUCCAUUGCAAAUCACCUCAGCUACUUUCACCUGCGAGUGUGUCAGGAGACGGUGUGGGAGGCCUUCAAGAUCUUCUGGGACCGCCUCCCAAACCAGGAAGAGUACCAGACCUGGAUGAGCCAAUGCCUGGACGGCACAGCCACCGCUCUGGCGAUGGGCAAAAACUUUAGCCAAUCAAAGGAGUCCCUGGCCCUGGUUGAGAGUAGAAUGUUGCUGACAGGGUUAACAAGUGAGCCCAACAACUCAUGGCUACAUAUGUGCAGCACCGCAACUCCUGCCACAGAACAAGAGGCUCAAGGAGGCUCAAGCCAAGCAAUGCCUCUGACUAUCGAUGUGUUGUGGUGCACAUAG
Molecule: messenger RNA, 854 nt
Organism: Oncorhynchus masou masou (cherry salmon)
Lineage: Eukaryota; Metazoa; Chordata; Actinopteri; Salmoniformes; Salmonidae
Product: interphotoreceptor matrix proteoglycan 2-like
Exons: 6
Coding region: 249-854 (201 amino acids)
Biological process (GO): visual perception
Molecular function (GO): hyaluronic acid binding; heparin binding
Source: RefSeq, a predicted model, not a curated record